AUGGGGUUAUGGGUACAGUACUGCAGUUUCUCUGUGCUGCUCAUUGCUGUAUUUCAAGUUGUGAAUGCACAAAACUGCGAUUUCUACAACGGGAAUUGGGUUGCUGAUGGAUCUUACCCUCUCUACGACCCCGCAGCCUGUCCGUUUAUCGAACGCGAGUUCAGCUGCCAGAAGAAUGGCCGUCCGGACAAGAUGUACCUCCAAUACCGGUGGCAGCCCCAGGGAUGCGAAUUGCCACGGUUCGAUGCUAAAGGGUUCUUGCAGAAGCUCAAAGGGAAAAGUGUAAUGUUUGUAGGAGAUUCCCUUAGCCGAAACCAGUUCGAUGCUAAAGGGUUCUUGCAGAAGCUCAAAGGGAAAAGUGUAAUGUUUGUAGGAGAUUCCCUUAGCCGAAACCAGUUUCAUUCCCUAGUGUGCCUGAUUUAUACAGCAAUGCCCAACAUCAAAUACAACCAAAUAACACAAGCCAAUGUCUCCACAUUCGAAAUCCCGAUUGACAUGCUCAUCUUCAACACAUGGCAUUGGUGGUAUCGACGAGCACCGGGACAACCAUGGGAUUACAUCGAAGUUGGAGGGAAAAUAUACAAAGACAUGGAUCGGAUGGUUGCUUUUGAGAAGGCACUCACUACGUGGGCUGGCUGGGUGGACUCCAACAUUGAUCCUGGCAGAAAUAUGGUUUUCUUUCAAGGAAUCUCCCCAACCCAUUACAAUGGCUCCGAUUGGAACGAACCAAGUUCAAAGGCUUGCUUGGGGCAGGAGGAACCAAUAUUGGGCUCAACAUAUGCAGGAGUUAUGCCACCUGCUGUAGCAGUGCUGGACAAAGUGUUGAGCACAAUUCAAAAACCUGUCAAGUUGCUUAAUAUAACACACCUUUCGCAGCUGCGAAAAGACGGACACCCUUCAAUCUACGGCUUCAACGGUCCCACCGGGAUGGACUGCAUCCACUGGUGCCUUGCCGGAGUGCCUGAUACUUGGAAUCAAAUACUUUACAAUGCUAUUCUUUAA
Ilex paraguariensis (yerba mate) is the source of this 1002-nucleotide messenger RNA. The record is from the annotation of a GenBank genome assembly. NCBI's taxonomy places the organism in Eukaryota, Viridiplantae, Streptophyta, Magnoliopsida, Aquifoliales, Aquifoliaceae.